Messenger RNA from Cornus florida, 755 nucleotides. RefSeq lists its product as uncharacterized. The record is from RefSeq and is a predicted model, not a curated record. The transcript has 2 exons. Bases 208 to 519 code for a protein of 103 amino acids. Gene Ontology annotation, cellular component: endomembrane system. Lineage: Eukaryota; Viridiplantae; Streptophyta; Magnoliopsida; Cornales; Cornaceae.
GUGCGCAUUACGCACAAUCAAGAGGAAGAACAAGAUUGCCUUCUCUUUCUUAUACCUCGAUUGCCGUGUCAUCUACUACUUCUACUGUCUGCUCUGAAAAGUCUUGGAUUUAGACUUGCAUUUCAAGCCAUUUUCUAUAAAUCUUCCAGCAGAUCUAGGGUUUAGGCGACAAUCCAGUGACCUUCUAUUCGAUCAACAAAAUCAUCAAUGGCGUACGUAGACCACGCCUUCUCUAUAUCAGACGAGGACAUCAUGAUGGAGACCUCUUACACCGUCCAGAACCGCCCUCCCAUUAAGGAGAUCGCUCUCGCCGUUGCUCUUCUCGUAUUCGGAACCCUAGGCAUCGUACUCGGCAUCCUCAUGGCCUACAACAGGGUCGGCGGCGACAGAAGUCACGGGCUUUUCUUCGCAAUAUUGGGAGGGAUCUUGUUCAUACCGGGUUUCUAUUAUACACGGAUUGCGUACUACGCCUACAAGGGUUACAAGGGUUUCUCAUUCUCCAACAUACCGCCUGUGUAGAGUGGACUAAUUUGCUGCUUCAGCUCUGAGCUACUUGAAUGAACUCAUAAGUGUCCUGUACAGAUCUCUUUGCUUACUUCUUUUAUCUGUUUUUUUCUUUUUUUCUUUUUUCUUUUUUGUGGUUGUUUCUUAUAAUAAUGUUAUAUAGAUGCUGUACUUUCAGGAAAACGGGAUGAUUUUUCGGUUUUUUGAUGCCAUAUAGUGAAAAUUUUGUUCCUUUGAACACCUUAGACGAA